AUGACGCUCCUCCAAUUGACCCCUCGCUUCUUAUACAAGAUCCCCUUCGUGCUUGUCGACGAGGACGACCCCGAGACCGAGAAUACCCAGUCUUCCCCCGAUCCAUUAACACGAGAGAGCUCCUCUAUCCACCGAGACCCAUCAUCAUGGGAAUCAAGCCGAGGUCGGGACGAGGACGAGGACGAGGACGCGGACGCGGUCGAGGACAGGGCAGUAGUGAGACCGGGAGUAGUGAGACCGGCAGUGGUGAAACUGGCAAUAGUGAAGCUAGCAGUGGUGAUCGAGGAUAUGGCCGAGGACGAAAACGCGCGCGUGGAGGUAUCUAAAACGAAACAUAUGCAAUUUGUAGAGUAG
Messenger RNA from Penicillium crustosum, 354 nucleotides. RefSeq lists its product as uncharacterized. The transcript is spliced from 3 exons. The coding region runs from base 1 to 354 and encodes 117 amino acids. The record is from RefSeq and is a predicted model, not a curated record. Lineage: Eukaryota; Fungi; Ascomycota; Eurotiomycetes; Eurotiales; Aspergillaceae.